AUGUUUCCCUUCCAAACUGAAAUCGCAGCGGUCCUCGCUGGAAGCGCACUGGCCAGCGCAAGUCGCUUGUACUUCAAGGAAAAUGGUGCCGAAGGGAAGAUUAGACUGCCAGAAGGCUAUGAACAAGACGAGCGCGACCCAUUCGACGUGACUGCACCAGAGGACUUGAUAGACGGCCAUCCUAUCGAGGAGCAAAUUUUCUGGAAUCGCAUGAGGCGACGGAAAGCCGGUAUCGCCCUCCUUCUGGCCCUGGCCGCGGCGGUUAAUGCAAUCGCACUAGGGUACGCAAUCUCGAACGACGCCCGACCAGAAUCAUUAGUCGCGAUUCUUCAACUGGCCUUCACGCUCUAUAUUCUGGUCCUGUCGACAAAGGCUUCAUUCACGGAUGAAGUCGCAGCUCACUGCGAACUGGUUCUUCACCUUGCAGUGCUGUCCUCUGUGUCUACCCUCUUGCUACUCACAGCGGCCAUUCUGCCGGAUUCCCUGGCAUCCCACAGUGACAUCGGUUCCCAAGGCCUGUGGUACGGUGUCAUCGCCUUAUACUCCGCUGUCUGCGUCGUCGCCGUCACUACCCCUACCGGUCCCCCUUUAAAUUAUCCAUCAGAAGUCGUUUACUCGGAUAAAGUUGUCCAGUCCAUUACGAACCCAGACCCAGAGAACGUUUGUGGAGUCACAGGAUCGUCAUUAUGGGAUACCCUCAUGUUCUCAUACGUGACCAAGGUCGUCUGGCUAGGACACACGGCUUCAAGCGUUGAAAUCGGAGAUUUGCCCCUCCUACCGGCCUAUUUCCGUGCAGUUUUGAACUACUCGCUGAUGAGAAAGGCGACGCGAACCACCAAGCUCAAAGUUCUCAACUGGAAACCUCGCCUGGGCUCGGGUUGGGAUUUGUGGUACAGGUUGAUGCAUCUCAACCGCUACCUUCUAUCCUUGGAGGUGGUUCUGGGCGUAGUUACAGCCGCCUCUUUUUACGUUCAAGCGUUCUUCAUACGAUUUCUGAUCUCCUACCUGGAGGUUGACCCUGGCCGUGAGGACCGCGGGUGGGGCUGGGUGUACAUUUUUGGAAUUAUCGCUACGAACGCUAUCGGAUACUUGAUUGCAGGCCAGUUGUGGUUCUUAUCCGCAACGACGAUUCCAGUUCGAUUCCGAGUCCAGCUCAAUAGCAUUCUCUACGCCAAAACCCUGGUCCGCAAAGAUGUUGCCUCUACUGCUCCAUCUGCAGGUUCAAAGGACGCAAACCCGGACGGACAAGGCAGUGAAGAGAAAGAACAGUCAGCCUCAGAAUUCGCUAGCAAGGGACAAAUCAUGACCCUGAUGACAACGGACGUUGAUAAAAUUGCCGACUUCCCCUGGUGGUUUAGCACACUCAUAGUUCACCCAGUCGAGAUCGUCAUAGGAACUUACCUCUUGUACGAUUUACUCGGCGUGUCGUGUUUCUAUGGCCUUGCCCUCAUCUGCCUGUUCCUCCCGUUGAAUCAUCUGGCGGUCAAGACGUUUGUAGGCAUUCAAGAGAAUCUAAUGAAAGCCCGAGAUGAGCGUGUCUCCUUGAUGAACGAGAUCUUGGGGGCUAUUCGCAUGCUCAAAUUCAUGGCUUGGGAAAGGAGUUUCGAAAAGCGAGUGAUGGGUAUCCGGGAGAAAGAGUUGAAGUAUCAGAAGCGUCACUAUAGGAUACAGACUCUCUGGAUUGCCGUCUGGAACCUGACACCGAUUCUGGUGGUUCUGGUCACCUUUUGGCACUUCGCGAUCGUUCGACAACAACCACUUACGCCGUCAGUGGCAUUUACCUCUAUCAUUGUUUUCUCGCAGAUGAAGUUCGCCUUCAACGCGUUACCAGAAACAUUUGUCAAUUUGCUACAGUGCUUGGUUUCACUCCGUCGAAUUGAGAAAUACAUGAAUGGCGCCGAAGUCAGCCCGGUCUUACCACUGGAAGAACAGGGAACGAAGAUAGCAUUCCAAUCUUGCACAGUGACCUGGCCCCAAGGACGAUCUCAGUCUCAAGACGGCUCGAACGCAAGCACUGCGUCAUCGACCCCGACCACACCAUCCAAGAAGUUUGUUCUUGUCGAUCUCACCCUUGACUUCCCUCGCGGAGAAUUGUCUUUGAUCUGCGGAAAGCUUGGAUCUGGGAAGUCUCUUCUUCUCCUUUCUCUCCUUGGAGAGGCGGACAUCCUGAGUGGACAGAUACUGUGCCCUCGGUCGCCGCCUGAUUCGAUCGCAUCGAGUGCCAACGCGGGAUUGAGAGGGGAGUGGGUCGUUGAAGGACUCUGUGCUUAUGUUCCCCAGGCUGCGUGGUUGCGCAACGCAUCUAUCAAAGAGAACAUCCUGUUCGGUCUGCCAUACAACGAAAAGCGAUACCAGGAAACUCUCGAGGCAUGUGCACUUGUGAAUGAUUUGGAAAUUUUGGAAGAUGGCGACGAAUCGGAAAUCGGAGAACGAGGGGUGAACCUUUCUGGUGGACAAAAGGCAAGAGUGUCCCUCGCUCGUGCUGUCUAUUCGCGAGCCUCGAUACUCUUCCUGGACGAUGUUUUGUCGGCGGUCGACGCCCACACUGCCCAUCACCUCUAUCACCAAUGUCUUCGAGGCGAGCUCAUGCAAGGCAGAACCGUCAUCCUCGUCUCCCAUCAUGUCCACCUCUGCUCGAGCGACGCGGCCUACAUCGUGGCACUUGACAAUGGUCGAGUGGUAUUCGACGGCGACCGCGAUUCAUUCAACAGGUCAGGUCUUAUCAAGACACUUGGCCAGACCACCCAUGGCGGGGAGAAGGACGAUCUUGAGGAAAAGAAACUACUGGUGGACAUUGAGGAGAAGGUCCUGGGCCAUGGGGAAGGCGUUCAGCAGGAAUCCAAUUCGACUGCUGAAUCGACGCAUGGUUCUGAUGGUCAGAAGAAAGAGAAGAAACCUCCUCGAAAACUUAUUGAAGACGAGGUCAGGGCGGUUGGUCGUAUCAAGAAGGAUGUUUGGGCAAUGUUCUUCCAAGCAUGCGGCAGUCCCUGGUUCUGGUCCCUUUUCGUCCUGGUUUUCGUUUUGGCCGCUGUGAGCGUUGUAGUGGAGAACAACUGGCUCAGGUAUUGGUCUGCUUCCGCCCUGGAGAAUACAGGCGGAAGUCCUAUUUUCUAUAUCGGAAUCUACACUGCGAUCAACUUCGUCGGUCUCAUCGUCGGUACCGGCCGUUGGCUCGUCCUCUACGAUGGGUCAAUCCGUGCGUCGACUGUGCUCUACAAGAAGUUGCUUGAAACCGUUCUCUUUGCCAAUAUCCGCUUCCACGACACUGUUUCUCGCGGUCGCCUUCUGAACCGCUUCGGAAAAGACUUCGAGGGCAUUGACAGUCAACUUGCUGGGAACCUCGGAUACACCACGAUUAUGGGUCUCUCAGCUCUAACCUCUGUAAUCACCGUAAGCGUCGUCGGUGGCCCUGUGUUUAUAGCAGCCAUUGCGGUUCUCGGUGUUCUCUAUUGGAAUGCGGCGAAAAUCUAUGGACAAACCUCGCGGGAUAUGAGGCGACUCGAUUCUGUAUCCCGCUCGCCACUCUAUUCGAUAUACGGGGAAACUAUCUCUGGUGUCCCUGUGCUGAGAGCCUUUGGAGCAUCUACGAAGCUACUAAGAGAGAUGCUUCGAUGUGUUGAUACAAACUCGAAUCCCUUCUACUGGAUGUGGGCGGUGAAUCGUUGGUUGUCGAUCCGGUUCAACCUCAUUUCCACAGCCAUGGUUGGAGCGACCGGACUGGCGUGCCUUGUGAACCCAAGCAUCAACGCUUCAUUGGCGGGCUUUGCGUUGGCGUUCGCCACCACGAUCACCAACGACCUCUUGUUUGUGGUUCGUCGAUUUGUCGCCCUUGAGCAAUCUAUGGUUGCUCUUGAGCGAGUCAAAGAAUAUUCGGAACUGAAGCGUGAACCCGCCGAGUUUAUUGAACCCAGACCACCGGCGUCUUGGCCUUCUCAAGGUGAAAUCCAAGUUGAAGAACUCACCAUUCGUUAUGCUCCUGAUCUUCCCGACGUGCUGCACAAUCUAUCCUUCACUAUUAAACCUGGAGAAAAGGUCGGAAUCCUUGGGCGAACCGGAUCCGGCAAGAGCACCUUGGCUCUAUCCUUCUUCCGCUUUGUGGAGCCCACCAAAGGGCGCAUCUUGGUCGAUGGGCGUGACCUUUCCAAGGUCGGGCUCACCGACGUUCGCAGUCGCAUUACGAUCAUACCUCAGGACCCGAUCAUCCUAAGUGGCACAUUGCGCUCAACCCUUGACGUUUUCGAUGAAUAUGAGGAUGCAGAAAUCUACGAAGCUCUACGCCGCGUUCAUCUCCUGCCCUCUAGCGAUAACGCUGAGCUUCCUGACACCAUCAACGUAAAUGUGUUCAAAGAUCUCGAUUCACCUGUAUCCGAGGGCGGCGAGAACUUCUCAACUGGUGAGAAGCAGUUGUUGUGCAUGGCCCGCGCAAUCCUCAAACGCUCGAAGAUUCUUGUCAUGGAUGAGGCAACCGCAAGCGUCGACUAUGCAACAGACGAAUUAAUCGGAAAAACAAUCCGUCAAGAAUUCGCAGAGAGCACGGUCCUCACCAUUGCCCACCGGUUGCGGACGGUGAUCGACUACGACAGGGUUAUGCUCCUCGACCAAGGCAGAAUACUCGAGUUCGAUCGACCUGCAACCUUACUCAAUGAUCCUAACUCAAAGUUCUUCGCCCUGUCUAAGGCCACAGGGAAAGACGAGUUUGCUAUUCUCCAGAAGAUGGCUUCAGAGACUCGGUGA
Molecule: messenger RNA, 4734 nt
Organism: Coprinopsis cinerea okayama7#130
Lineage: Eukaryota; Fungi; Basidiomycota; Agaricomycetes; Agaricales; Psathyrellaceae
Product: ATP-binding cassette transporter
Exons: 36
Coding region: 1-4734 (1577 amino acids)
Biological process (GO): transmembrane transport
Cellular component (GO): fungal-type vacuole; fungal-type vacuole membrane
Molecular function (GO): ABC-type peptide transporter activity; ATP binding; ATP hydrolysis activity
Source: RefSeq, a predicted model, not a curated record